This is a messenger RNA of Aspergillus homomorphus CBS 101889, 1011 nucleotides long. RefSeq lists its product as uncharacterized. Bases 1 to 1011 code for a protein of 336 amino acids. NCBI's taxonomy places the organism in Eukaryota, Fungi, Ascomycota, Eurotiomycetes, Eurotiales, Aspergillaceae. The transcript has a single exon. The record is from RefSeq and is a predicted model, not a curated record.
AUGGACGCUCUGGGAGCGUUCUCCUUUCUGUCCGACAAUGUACCCACCUGGAUUGGUCAACUUUCGGAUCUGGCUGCUCACACAGCUGCCAAACACACCGAAUACGCCAACGCCUACAAGCGACAUGCUGCCCUCCGAACUCGACGCCGCAAGAACAGCUCGGUUUGCUCCAUCCACACGGACGACUUGACCCUCCCCUCCACGGCUACUCUGUCUCCCUCAUCGGCGGCCGAAGCUAGAGAAGGGACUGCCCUCACCACCCCGAACACCUCCCAAACGCCAUCGAACUCGAACCCCCGCAAACGUGGAGCCGAGGAUGCACUCUCGGUCGAUUCGAACGAGCAGGGCAUCUUCGUCAGCACCCGGCAUAACCUCAUCAUUGAGUACGAUGGACACACACAGAAGGUCUUGGAGGAAAUGGUACGCAACAUAGGGACGGCCCGCAACAACAUCCGCAAGGGAAAAAUGUCGCAGCUACGCACAGCCGGGUAUCGCAGUGCCGUCCUGAUUCGAAGUUCCAGGAUGUCGCCACUUGCUGCCUCGCUUGCGAGCCCUGGAGCGACGGAGGAUGAUGUCCUGUCCAGCAUCCGCAAAGCUCGAACGCAAGGUCCCCCUACACCCCGGACCGCGGCCCCGCCGCAACCUUCCCCCCUUGAUAUGGCAGAGAAACAACUGGAGCUGGCCCAUGUACAAUGCGAAACCGCUGCCUAUCAUUUUCUCCGGUCCGGGGAGUGUUCGGCCGAACUGGCCAGCGUGGAGCAAAAGCUCAAAGGACUGCUUGACCUGGCGACCCAAGAAGUGCGCCGGCUCAAGACAGAACGACCGGAAACCCCUACGGUGCAGGAGGAGAAACCUCCAGCUGUUGCACCACAGCCCGCCAUGGCAACCACCACGAUUGAUGGCGACCGUCAUUCUAUGACCAAGAUGGAUACCAUCGAGGUGGAUGAUGGGUCCGAGUCGUCUGAGUCAAUUGACCUGACGGUCUUUCGAGCCAACCGGAUUCGACGAUAG